Agrilus planipennis (emerald ash borer) is the source of this 2232-nucleotide messenger RNA. Its product is annotated as transmembrane protein 181. NCBI's taxonomy places the organism in Eukaryota, Metazoa, Arthropoda, Insecta, Coleoptera, Buprestidae. The transcript is spliced from 13 exons. The record is from RefSeq and is a predicted model, not a curated record. Gene Ontology annotation, molecular function: toxic substance binding. Bases 616 to 2232 code for a protein of 538 amino acids.
UUGGUUUUGAUGUUGAUCUUGUUCUUGAUGUUAAUGUUGGUCUUUAUGUUAGGAUAACAUGCAAGACCAAAAGACGAUAAGACAAACAACACUAAUCGGAGAGUUUCUAGAGAAAUCCUAGAUAAGUAAUAAUAUUUUCUAAUAACACCAUCUCAGCAACAUUUCUGAUUCUGUACGCAGAAGCUUAUUGAUUUGCUGAUACAAGCACCCCGCUGCGGUGAAAAGCGCAACCACUUUCUACUCUUCAGGUUUUUCUUUCCAAAUGUACCUUCAUAUCAUGAAGUACUUAAUAAAGUGCGAUUUCUAUAUCAUAUAUAACCGAAAAACAUACACGUUAACUUUUGCGACAUUUUUAUAGUCCCCUAAAUGACUUUUCUAUCAAUAAAAAAUAUUUCUACCGCAUUCGUUUUCCCAACUUACUGCUGCGCGUACAAUAAGUAGAUACGAUAACGAAAGAUCAAUACACUAAAACGUUUUAGCCAAAUUAUUUCCAAACUUCGAUUUGAUCAAGUGUGUGUUAAUUAGUUCAAUAGGGUGUGUGUGUGUGACACAUAAUCUAUUUAUUCCGAUAAAUAUUCUUCUAUUUUUAUAAGUAACAAAAAGAGACAAAAAGUAAUGGCCAAAUUAGAUGGAACAGGACUAGGUUACUCUUACCACUUACCCUCAGCAGGGUGGAGUUUACGAAUAAGAAAUAUGCUAACUCAGUUUAGUGACAUUUUUAGUGAAUUUAAUAAGUAUAUAUCGCCAGCAUAUCAUCAUGACCGAUGUGAAAGAUCUGUCCAAAUGAGAUUAUAUUCAAUGCAUAAACGAGAAUUCGUUAUGGUUUUUAUCACAUUUUUUGUUUGCUUUGGACUCGCAUUAUUUAUAGGAUUAGCCGGUCCACCAAUAACUCAUACGACAGUAGUAGAUGGCAAAAGUAUGCUAUCUCAAGGUAACAAAACCCGGUCGGAUACAUCACACAUAGCCACAGGACCGUACACCAUGAGAACGCCCACAAUGUCGACUUACUGUCAACAACUAUGGGUGAUUGCCAAAAUUACAACAGAAAACACAGAUGAAGAAAUAUAUGACAAAACAUUCCAUGUAACGGUGUCUAUCGAUGGACUGACGGAGGAACAUAAACCAACUCCAAUACUUCAUAGCAGAAAUCCAAAAAAUAGGACAAGACAUUUGAGUUGUAUAAGACAGGAUUGUGAAGAGUUUAUAGUUCUCCAUUUAGGCUUUUUGGAUUACAAUCACUACAUAAUCACCGUCCGAUUCUAUGACUUGGAAUCAUUCCAUUUUAGAUAUAACAUAAAAUCUGUUACGUUUUACUUCAAAACCUACGAUCCUGCGUUUACACAAGUGGAAAUAUGGUUUAGAUUUAUAUUCCUGUUUACAACAUUCGUUUUCACCUGUUGGUUCGCACAUACUCUCCGAAAAUACGUUGUCUAUGACUGGUCAAUAGAACAGAAAUGGAUGUCAGUGUUACUGCCUUUAUUAAUGCUCUACAACAAUCCCAUGUUUCCAAUGAUGUUUUUAGUAAAUUCCUGGAUACCAGGAAUGAUUGAUGCAGUUGCUCAAGCCACAUUUUUGUGCGCUCUACUAUUAUUUUGGUUAUGUAUCUACCACGGUCUCAGACAGAAUAACAGAAAGGUAUUUUUCUUUUACUUUCCGAAAGUUUUCAUAGUUGCCAUGCUAUGGUUAUCCGCAAUAAUUUUGGCUGCCUGGCAAAAGUACAAUGAGAUGCAAGAUCCGACUUACAACCACACGACAGAUACCAAAAAUUUUUACGCUUUGAAAGUAUUCUUUUUUACUUUUGGUGGACUUUACUUCGCUUAUUUAGUACUUUUGGUGUUAAAGGCUUACAGUGAAUUACGAUGUAUGCCAUUUUUUGAUAUGCGUCUAAAAUUUUUGACACUUCUUAUGCUUGUGGUUAUUGCCGUAAGUUUAACUGUAACGAUUCUCCGUUUCGGGGUUGGAGUUUUGGAAGAUAAUUUUGUCGCCGAAUUAUCUACCACCUACAAUAGUUCUGCACAAUUUAUGUCAUUUUAUGGCCUCCUUAACUUUUAUCUCUACACCAUGGCGUAUGUCUACUCACCAGGAGAUAGAGCAAGUUACGAGGUAUCGAUUACAAAAGACAACCCCGCAUUUUCGAUGAUAAAUGAUUCAGACGAGGACGUAGUCUAUGGGUCAGAUGAAGAAAGCAGAAGACCGUUGAACAGGAACCGAACCGAUGAUGACAGCGAUUAA